AUGGGGAUCGGUAUCGGGGCGGACUACCCUUUGAGUGCUGUCAUUACUGCCGAGUUCGCACCUCGCAAACAUCGUGCGCGAAUGUUGAGCUGGGUUUUCUUCGCCCAACCUGUUGGACAGCUGCUCGCCAAUGUUCUAUCACUUGCUGCAGUGGAGUCGUACAAGCCAUGGAUCAAGGAGGCCACGCAGUCUUGUCAGCCUGCCGACUUGGAGUGCUUCCGAGCUAUCGAUCGACUUUGGAGGCUCGUAGUUGGGAUCGGCAUUGUGCCGGCUCUCAUCGCUCUGCUGUUUCGAUUCACGAUACCAGAGAGUCCGAGGUAUACGCUGGACAUCUUGCAAAACACAAAAAGCACCCUCGAAGAUACGGCGAACUACUUUGGUGCGCCCGGAACAGACCCCGAACAUGGCGAGAGGGAACUGCUAGAUCUGGCUGCAACACAGGAAGUUUCGAGGCCUGUAUCGAGGCAAUCGACCAACGCUUCGGUGAUUGCACCCGACGAGGAGAUUGAGAGCGACAGUGACUCCGGACACCGACUCAGUGACGUACAUCUUCGUCCCGCCGCAGCGCCUCGCGGCCGGCUUCCUCCAGGCGACCCGGAUUUUGUUCCUCCACUUGCCUCGUGGGCCGACGCAAAACAAUUCUUUAUAGCGGAGAAAAACUGGCAGUACCUUCUAGGAACGUCGUUGGCCUGGCUGUUUCUCGAUUUCGCGUUCUAUGGGUUGGGCCUCUCUUCACCAGAAAUUGUCAGCCACAUCUGGCAGGGAAACAACAACAGCAGAUCUUCCGUCUACCAGACGUUGAGUGAUAAUAGCAAACACACCCUGGUGAUGGUUUCCAUAGGGACAGUUGUCGGCGGCCUGCUAAUGAUCAAGAUUGUCAAGCAUGCUUCGCCAAAAGUGAUUCAGUUCUGGGGGUUCUUGGUUCUAUUCGUUCUCUUCAUCGUAACCGGAAGUGCUUGGACCAACCUACUCGACAGCAGUCGCUCGGGACUCAUUGUGCUUUACGUGCUCAGCCACAUCGCCUUCAACCUGGGACCGAAUGUGACGACUUUUAUUAUCCCUGCCGAGAUAUUCCCUACGAGGUACCGGUGCACCUGCCACGGCAUAGCUGCGGCUAGUGGCAAACUCGGGUCUUGGGUGGUGCAAGUCUUUCUGGCAUAUGCAUUCCAAUCCGACAAAUCCGAACCCACAAGCGAUUUUGAAUGGGAACGCAAGAAUUUCGGACAUAUCCUGCAAGUAAUGAGCGCUUUCAUGCUAGCAGGUGCCGUAACAACAUAUUUCUUGGUCCCGGAAACAAGAGACCACGAUAACAAGAGUCGGACACUGGAGGUUUUGGCGUGUGGCAAGAAGGUUAUCGAUGAGCUGAACCGCCAGCGGAAGAAGGAAGAUGAAGACGACUGA
This is a messenger RNA of Alternaria novae-zelandiae, 1401 nucleotides long. RefSeq lists its product as uncharacterized. The coding region runs from base 1 to 1401 and encodes 466 amino acids. NCBI's taxonomy places the organism in Eukaryota, Fungi, Ascomycota, Dothideomycetes, Pleosporales, Pleosporaceae. The transcript is spliced from 6 exons. Gene Ontology annotation, biological process: transmembrane transport. Gene Ontology annotation, molecular function: transmembrane transporter activity. The record is from RefSeq and is a predicted model, not a curated record.